Molecule: messenger RNA, 5436 nt
Organism: Aplysia californica (California sea hare)
Lineage: Eukaryota; Metazoa; Mollusca; Gastropoda; Aplysiida; Aplysiidae
Product: laminin subunit beta-1
Biological process (GO): cell migration; substrate adhesion-dependent cell spreading; basement membrane assembly
Cellular component (GO): laminin trimer
Source: RefSeq, a predicted model, not a curated record
GGAAGCUCAGGGCAAGGCAGACGACAGCCGAAGUGCGAGCAGGGCAGCUGUUACCCGGCCACGGGAGACUUGUUGAUCGGGCGCGCCCAGAACCUGAGCGCCUCCUCCACAUGCGGCCUGGACCGGCCACAGCGCUACUGCGUGGUCAGCUACCUGGAGAAGGACACCAAAUGCUUCACGUGCGACUCGCGGCAGCCCUGGCGCGAGGGCUUCACCGAGCAGAGCCACCGCAUCGAGAACAUCGUCUCCUCCUUCAAGGAGAGCAAGAACCGCUGGUGGCAAGCGAAGACGGGCGUGGAGAACGUGUACAUCCAGCUGGACCUGGAGGCCGAGUUCCACUUCACCCAUCUCAUCAUGACCUUCAAGACGUUCCGGCCCAAGGCCAUGCUCAUCGAGCGGUCCUUCGACUUCGGGCGCACGUGGAAGGUGUACCGCUACUUCGCCCAGAACUGCGACAAGUCGUUCCCGGGCGUGGCCAAGCGUGUGGUCAACAGUCUCUCGGACGUCAUCUGCGAGGAGCGCUACUCGGCCGAGACGCCGUCUACUGAUGGAGAGGUGAUUUUCCGUGUGCUCCCGCCCUUCAUUCCGAUCCCAGAUCCUUACAGCGAGGCGGUGCAGGAUCUCCUCAAACUCACCAACUUACGUAUCAACUUCACGGAGCUCCAUACACUCGGUGACACCCUGCUGGACAGUCGGUCUGAGAUCAAGGAGAAAUACUACUACGCUCUCUAUGACGUGACGGUCAGAGGCAGCUGCUCCUGCUAUGGUCACGCUUCCAGAUGUCUGCCCGUUCCCGGGUACAACCGCAGUCAGGAGACCUCUAGAGCAAUGGUGCACGGCCAGUGUGAGUGUACCCACAACACCAAGGGCAGGAACUGUGAGAUGUGCGAGGACUUCUACCACGAUCAUCCAUGGAGACCAGCCCGGCCGAACCAGCCCAACGUCUGUAAAAGGUGUAAUUGCAACAACCAUGCAUCCCAGUGUCACUUUGACGCUGCCAAGUUCACCGCAUCAGGGGAGGUUAGCGGAGGUGUGUGUGACAACUGUAUGCACAACACCAGGGGCGUCAACUGCCAGGACUGCAAGAAGUUCUACUACCAGGACCCCUCCAGGGACAUCAGGGACCCAGAGAUCUGCCAGCCCUGUGACUGCGACUCGUUUGGCUCGGAGCAGAACGGCCUGUGUGAGCAGGUGACUGACGAGAUUGCUGGCACCGUGGCCGGCCGGUGUCGCUGCAAGGCCUUUGUCAGGGGACCACGCUGUGACCAGUGUGCUGACAACUACUGGAACCUGCAGAAGGACAACCCUCUUGGAUGUCAAGCUUGUACGUGCAACCCAGAUGGCACUAUUCCAGACCUAGGGUGUGAUGAUGAGACCGGCCUUUGCAGAUGCAAGCGUUAUGUCACUGGCAAAGAUUGUGAUGAGUGCUAUCCUGGCUUCUACGGUCUGAGUGCUGAUGACCGCUACGGCUGCAAGUCCUGUGACUGUGAUAUUGGCGGAGCUGUCCGCUACACCUGUGACCAGGCUACUGGCCAGUGCGAGUGCCGGCAUCACAUCCGUGGAAUGCGCUGUACUGAGGUUGAUCCUGGUUUCUUCUUUGCUCACCUGGACCACUACAAGUUCGAGGCUGAGUACGGAACUGGCAGCGGUAAUGCUCGUGUGUACAUCAGGGAGCCGGUGGCUGGAUCUCCCAGCUACUGGACAGGACCUGGCUACAUGAAGGUGACAGAAGGAGACAGCAUCGAGUUCACCGUCAACAACCUCCCAUUCAGCACCUACUACGACAUUGUCGUCAGAUAUGACCCAAGGAUGCCUGAGGUUUUUGAAGACGUGAGAGUGACUGUGAUCCGGCCCAACGCGGUGGACCCUGAUGGUCUGUGUGGAGACUUCAGUCCGAGGGAUGAUCUCAAGACCAUGUCACUGCCCCCAGGCGCUCGUUUCCAAGUUGUGUCCCCCCCAUCAUGCCUGGAGCAGGACACGACAUACACCGUCCGCAUUGACUUCAACACUUACAUCUCUGGCCGCCAGAGCCCUGAGGCUACACUGCUUAUUGAUUCUAUCCUGUUGGUGCCCAGCCCAGACUACAUCCCCAUCUACCAAGGCGCCGGACUGCCCGAUUACAUGAAGAACGAGUUCUUGUACAGCCGCUGCGACGUGCUGCAGUUCCCCUCUCUGAAACAAGAGCUGCCCGAGCAGUGCCAGAGACACACCUUCUCCAUCUCUGCUGUACUGCACAAUGGAGCCCUUGAAUGCAACUGCGACGUCACUGGAUCUCUGAGCCUGGAGUGUAACCCGAGUGGAGGACAGUGCGAGUGCAAACCCAACGUUGUUGGCCGCAGAUGUGACCAGUGUGCUCCAGGGACGUAUGGCUUUGGGCCCAGCGGCUGCAGGCCAUGUGACUGCCAUGAGUUUGGUGCCAGGGACAACUUCUGUGACGAUAGGACCGGUCAGUGUACCUGCAUCCAGAACGUUGGAGGCCGCGCUUGUGACCAGUGUCUUUUCGGCUUCUGGGGCUUCCCUCAGUGCCGUCAAUGCCAGUGCAACGGCAACGCUGAUGUCUGCGACCCUCUUACUGGGGCCUGCAUCAACUGCAGAAACUUCACGUCUGGCAGCUUUUGUGAAAGGUGUGAAGAUGGCUAUUAUGGAGACCCUCGUAUUGGUGCUCGUAUCCCUUGCCGACCAUGCAUGUGCCCCGGAGGCCCGGGCAGCCCCGCCCAACACGCUGACACCUGCAGCUUCGACCCUCGAUCUCAGCAAGUCUUCUGCAACUGUCGCACUGGAUACACAGGUGCCAGCUGUGAGUCUUGUAUCGAGAACUACUACGGAGACCCAUCCCAGGUGGGCGGCCAGUGCCAGCCCUGCGUCUGUAACAACAACAUCAACCCCGACGAUCCGGGCAGCUGUGACGGCAGCACGGGCGAGUGUCUGCGCUGUCUCUACAACACAGAGGGAUUCGCCUGCGAGCACUGCAGAACGGGCUACUACGGAGACGCGACACUUCAAAACUGUGCACGAUGUGUGUGCAACCAGCUGGGCACAGACGUGAGCCUGGGCGAGUGUGACCGAGUGACCGGCCAGUGUCCGUGCCUUCCCAACGUGGUGGGCCAGAGCUGUGAUCAGUGCGCUGCUGACCACUGGGACAUGGCGGGUGGAGUGGGCUGCACGGCCUGCGACUGUGACCCCUCAGGCUCCCUGUCUUCACAGUGUAACGAGUUUGAUGGACAGUGCAGCUGUGUUCCAGGACGGGGUGGACCAAAGUGUGCGGACUGCGAGGACUACUUCUAUGGCGAUCCCCUGGACCAGUGUAUUCCCUGCGACUGCAACCCACAAGGAUCAUCUGCCCGUCAAUGCGACCGUCGCACCGGUCAGUGUGUCUGCGUGGAGGGUGUGACAGGCUUCAAGUGUGACCGCUGUGCUCGCGGCACGACUGGGGACCUGCCUAACUGUGUGCCGUGCGGAGAGUGCUUCGACAACUGGGACUCUGUUAUACAGGACCUUAGAGGCCUGACCCACGACAUUGUGAAGAGAGCGAACGACGUGUCUGUGACGGGGGCUAUCAAGGCGUUUGAUGAAGAAUUCCGGCUCAUGCAGGACAACAUUGACGAGAUCAAGAGGAUUCUUGCCAGCGUGGACUUCACCCAGGUGGACAUCCAGGAUAUCCAGAACAUGCUGGACACUGUCAGGGCCAACCUGACGGAGAACACAAGGACACUGAACGAUGUGGACAAGGUGCUGAGUCAGACCAAUGCCCGAGUGAAGAAAGGAAGCCUGAAGAUUCAGUUGCUCAAGUCCAAAGUGGAGAACCUGAAAGCUUUAGCCAUGGAGCUGCAAAAGAACGCUACCAAUAUACAAAUCCAGGAAGUAGGAGGUGCUUUUGAGAAGAUCAAAGAAGCGGAGAGAGAGUCACGGGAGGCCCAGGUCAAGGUCGACGGUACCGCCCAGAUCCUGGACCAGUCUGCCAGGGUCAGGGGGGACACGGAACGUCUGCUUGCACAGAGAGAGAACAGGUUUAACGAGCAGCUGGAUGAGAACAGAGACGCUCUGGACCGCCUUGAGAACGACGUCAGGAAUCUGGGAGGGGACUUGUCCGAGAUCAACAACAUGGUGUGUGGUGGCCAGGGUGACCCCUGCUCUAGUCUGUGUGGGGGCGGCGGCUGCGGUAUGUGCGGGGGCACGGGAUGUAACGGAGCGGUCACCAUCGCACAGACCGCCUUCUCCCUGGCACAGCGGGCUGAGGACCUGCUCAAGGCCAAGACGGCCAAUGCCACUGACGUUCUGAUCCCCAGGAUCCAAGAAGCCAAACGUGACGCUAUGGGAGCCAAGGCUGAUGCCCAGUCUGCAUUUGACGAAGCUUCCAAGGCUAAGAACAUGACGGAGAGCACCAAGGCUGACCUGAAGGCUCUUCUCACCAACAUCAGGGACUUCUUGAUUGGCAACGAAACUGCUACACCAGAAGAUAUUGAGAAGAUUGCAGAAGAGGUCUUGAACAUGCAGAUCCCCAUGAAUCCCGACAAGAUCCGAGAGCUUGCAGAGAAAAUCAACAGAGCGGUUGAGUCUCUGACAGACAUUGACAAGAUUCUGGCAGACACAAAGGGCAGCAGGGACAUUGCAGAAGAGCUGAAGAGACAAGCUGAGAGUGCUUCAGCGGAUGCUCAGGACAUUCGCAACACAGCCCAGGAUGUGAGGGAUGCCCUGGACGAGGCCAAGAGAGUUCAGGCCAGCGCUGCUAAAGCCAUAGAGAUGGCCACCCAGGAUAUUCAGGAUGCUGAGGAUGAUUUCAACACUAUUCGGCAAGAGACGGGCACGGUCACUGCUCUCACGGAGGGCAGCCUGAACGUCCUGGAGGAGCUGAAGAAGAAGCUGUCCCAGCUCAUCAAACGCUACACGGCUCUCAAAGAGGACACGCUGAACCGCGCUGAGGAUGCUACUGAGGAAGCCACCAGACUGGCCAAGGGAGCUUACGAUAAAGCCCUCCAGCUUGACGCCACCUAUAACGAUACCGCCGAGAUGGUGAGCGACAAGUACAAGGACACAAAAGGUGCCAAGGAACGCGCUGAGAAACUGAAGAAGAGAGCCGAUGCCAUCUACAACUCAACAGAGACCAAAAUGAAUGAGCUGAAAGAGAUAGAGAAGAAAAUCACGGGCAACGAGGGUCGAUUGAACAAGCUCUCGGAUGAGAUCAAGAAGCUGAACGACCGGAUGGACGUCCUCCUGACAGAGAUCCGAGACAAAGCGAAAUUCUACGAAACUUGCUAAUGUUGGUAGUUACUAGUUGUCUUGUACUGUACGGCUAGGCUAGGCUAUUUAUGAAAGGACCUGAAAUAAUGUAUUGUCUGUGGCGAGCGUUAGUAAUUACCUUCUACCAAAGAUAGUAAAUAACAAGAUGGGCCACUCAGCCAAAAAAGUGUCCGCAGGAAGUAUGCUCUUUGCUUCAGA